AUGGCUACGAAUUCAGCGUUCGAAGGUAUUGCUCUUGAUCCUUCUAAAUGUAGUAAAUUGAGUAUGGAGGAAAAGAGAGCGCUUGUAUAUGAAAUAUCUAAUGAUGGUGCAUCUGAGAUGCUGCAGUCAUGGAGCCGUCAAGAGAUUUUGCAAAUCUUGUGUGCUGAGAUGGGAAAAGAAAGGAAGUAUACUGGGCUGACAAAGUUGAAGAUUAUCGAAAAUCUUCUGAGAAUUGUUUCUGAAAAGAAAUCAGGCGGCCAUGAUAUUGCCACAGACUCUGAACCACAUUCUUUUCCUGCAACUGGUCAGAAACCUGCGAAAAGGCAGAGAAAAACUGAGAAUCCAUCUCGAUUGCCUGUUCUUGCAAACAAUGUUACAGCCAAUAAUGGUGAUGUAAGUAAUAAUACAACCUACUGCAAAAACUCAGCAUGCAAGGCUACCUUAAAUCAAGGCGACGCAUUUUGUAAAAGAUGUUCAUGUUGUAUUUGUCAUCAAUAUGAUGACAACAAAGACCCUAGCCUGUGGCUAAUAUGCAGCUCUGAAGCUCCAUUUCCUGGUGUUUCUUGUGGCUUGUCAUGUCACCUUGAGUGUGCUUUAAAACAUGAUGAUUCUGGAAUUGGCAAAGGGGGCGAACGCACCAAACUUGAUGGAGACUUCUACUGUGUCUCUUGUGGGAAAGUAAAUGACUUACUCGGAUGCUGGAGAAAACAACUGAUGGUAGCAAAGGAUGCUAGACGCGUGGACAUACUCUGUUAUCGUGUCUCCUUAAGCCAAAAACUUUUACAAGGGACAGAAAUAUAUCUAGAACUUUAUAAAAUUGUUGAUGAAGCAGUGAAGAAACUUGAACCUGAAGUGGGCCCACUGACUGGCUCGCCAUUGAAGAUUAGUAGGGGGAUUGUGAACAGGCUUUCUUCAGGACCCGAGGUUCAGAAACUCUGUGGUGUUGCUCUUGAAUCACUUGAUUCAAUGCUUUCUAGAAGGAUCUUGCCUCCAUUACCCAAUCCAACUAUUCAAGAUGCAAGUUUACUAGCUCCAAAUAUGGUGAAGUUUGAAGAUGUCACUGCAACAUCCCUCACUGUUCUUUUGUGUUUGGAAGAUUCUAUGGGAGAACAUAAUGCUGGUUACACCGUGUGGCAUCGUAAAGCUGAUGAUUUGAACUAUCCAUUGGACCCAACUUGCACGACUCUCCUACCAAAUAGAAAGCUUGGCAUCAGGGAUCUACUUCCAGCUACAGAAUACAGUUUGAAAUUUAUUUCCAAUGAUUUGAGCAAGUCACUUAUGUGCGAAGUUCAAGUCUCGACAGAGCAUUGUGAGGAUGAAGUCCCGAAUUGCUCAGCAACGGAAAGAAGUCAGAGCCCAGUAACCAACUGUAGCAGCCUUUCCAAUCCAUCAUCUGUGGAAGAUGAAACUAAUCAUAGCGACCAGACUGAUAAUCGAUCAGAUAAUUAUCCUUCUUAUCACAAGGAUAGUGACCAGCUUGCUUCUGGAAAUCUAUCAAAUGAUGUUAUUAAUUGUUCCAAUCUGGGUGGAGUGGGACUUCCCACCGAUACAGAUUCCUUGUCAGACAAGCAAGCUACUGUGGGAAUGACUAGCACAAUACCUAGUUCUGAUAUACUAAAGCUUGAAAACAAGCAUUCACAAGAGGAACAAGUAACUGAGGACAUGAGCACUGAUGAUGGGUCAGUUCCAACGGGAAGGGAAUGUGUGCCCUUAGUAGGUUGCUCAGAAGGGAGCUUGCCUAAUACUCCCAGCAGGUUGGAAAUACUUAAAGAUGGUUUGGGGAAAAAAGGUAGAUCCAAAUUCAGUGGCAAAGAUAUGGAAAAAGGAUUUGGGAAAAAGGGUGGCCCUCGAGAUGGAAGCAAACCCAAGAAGAGAAGUGGUGAAAGGAAAAACGAGGGAUGCGAGGCUAAUGGUUUUCCAGAACAGGAUUUUGAGUAUUAUGUGAAGGUGAUUAGAUGGUUAGAGUGUGAAGGACACAUUGAAAAGAACUUCAGGCAGAAAUUUCUGACUUGGUACAGCUUAAGAGCAACCCCUGAAGAAAUAAGGAUUGUGAAAAUAUAUGUAGAUACAUUUCUUGAAGAUCCAGCAUCUCUUGCAGAGCAACUUGCGGACACCUUCUCAGAAUGCAUAUCAAACAAAAGAUCAUCAGUACCUGCAGGGUUCUGCAUGAAGCUUUGGCAUUGA
Molecule: messenger RNA, 2184 nt
Organism: Lathyrus sativus (Indian pea)
Lineage: Eukaryota; Viridiplantae; Streptophyta; Magnoliopsida; Fabales; Fabaceae
Source: the annotation of a GenBank genome assembly